This is a messenger RNA of Vidua chalybeata, 1637 nucleotides long. It is a transcript of the gene C10H2orf72, whose product is annotated as chromosome 10 C2orf72 homolog. The coding region runs from base 25 to 798 and encodes 257 amino acids. The transcript is spliced from 3 exons. The record is from RefSeq and is a predicted model, not a curated record. NCBI's taxonomy places the organism in Eukaryota, Metazoa, Chordata, Aves, Passeriformes, Viduidae.
GGUGCGGAGCCGGGGCCGGGGAACAUGCGGAUGCGGGCCAGACAGGGAGCACGGCGGGGGAUGGCGGCGGCGGACCUGCAGGAGCUGCGGGCGCUCGUGGAGCGGGCGGGCGGGCGGCGGGCAGUACUGCUAGUGGCCGAGGUGGUGGAGGGGGCCCCGGCGGCGCCCGCGCUGGCCGCCUUCGCCUGCGACCUCUUGGGCGACGAGGCGCCGCGCGCACCGUGCCCGGGGCCGGUGCCGGGGUGCCGGGCGCGGCGGGCGCCGGACGGCGGGCGGCGGGCGCUUGGAGCGCGGCUGCUGCUGGUGCUGUGCGGCGGCGGGGCGGCGCGGGACCGCGGAGCGCGCAUCCGCCUGCGGGAGGUGGUGCGGGACGUGCGCGGCCGCUUGCCCGCGGGGCCGCCGCCCGCCGUCGUGGGCGUCCUGCUGCCCGGCGGGGACGGAGAGGACGCGGCGGUGCUGGACGCGGCGCUGCGGCGGCACUUCCCGUCGCCCGGAACGGUGCAGGCGGCCCGGUACAGCCCGGGCAGCCCCGGAGACUGCCGUGCCGCCGCCUGCCGCGCCCUGCGGGCCGCUCUGCAGCACCCCGCAGAAGACAUGAAAGACAGGGAGAGGUGGAGGCUGCCAUCAUUCCUGCAGUGCAUUUCUUGGAACCAGAGGAGCUGGAGAAAAGAUUACAAAGCAAAAGCUGAAAACAACGUUCAUGAAGAUGACCUGCAGGACCCUGAGGAAGAAGUGGCUCUGGUCAGCCUUUUCCCCAAGGGAAACUGUGAAGAAGCUGCUGGAGGCACAGGCACCUAGAGCUGCUGGGCAUCCAACACAGUCCACAUCCCAGACCCGCCCAGUGGAUUUGGAGCAAUGGGAGGAGGAGCUGGUACAGGCCCUCUCCUCCAAGGACCCACAGCUCCAGGGUAAAGCUGCUUGGCUGAACUUGUCAGGGUUUUUGUAGCUGCCACCAGCAUCGAGGGUCUGUGCCAGAGAGCCAUUCCCUGCUGUGCCCUGCUGCCCUGGGGCACCUGGAGCUGCAGGUGGACACUGGGCUUCUGAGAAGCCCUUUGGGGAUGUACCCCACAUCCUGGGCAAUAUGACGUUGGGACUUUGAGUGUGAAAUGCAGGCACCUGUUUGAAGAAUGAGAAACGUUUUCUAAUUCUGAGCAAAGUUCCCUGCUGAGGUUGCUGGGGCUGGCCUCGCUGGCAGACUGAUUCUAUUGCCUUGUAUUCCUGCUUUAUUGGUGAUGGGAAGUUCCCACCCUCUUUGUGAUUAAAAACAAAACAAAACAGAACAAAACAAACCAAAAAAUACCAAAAAAAAAAAAAAAAACAAACCUAACCAAGUAACACAGUGACUUAGAGACUGCAGUGGGAUUAAAUGUGAGCUCUCGGAUCUACCAGCCACUGAAAAGGCUUGAACGUAACAGUGUAACAUGAAGAAUGCAGUAACAGCCCCAGCUUGAGUGGCAAGAGUAACAUGAAAGAUACUGAUAGUACUGGCAUCUAGAUCAGAGUGGGCUUUGGAAGCAGGAUCUAUCCCCUCUGGCUUGUCCUGGUGGUCAUAGGCUAACUGAGGGAUGCCUGGGUUGGAGGGGGUGGCAGGUGGGUACCAAGGUGUGGCUGCUGCUAGCUGGGGCUUCAGGAGAGGG